ACACACACACACACACACACAGGAGAGAGAACAGCUUUAGGAGGAUUUGCUCUGUAUUUACAGUAACCCUGGGGGACCGAGCCAGCCGAGUACAGGAAAGACAGACUCUACAGGUGUGUAAGAAAACAAAUAGACAAUUAUUUUAUUUUUGCACAAUCCAACAGUGCAGGAUGGGAAGGAAGUGCGGCAGUGGGAUUAAAUAGGCAGUGUAUUGAAAGUAGGUUGAAGACUGGCACUAAAAGAAAGAAAUCUGACAAAAAGAGAAUAACAAUAAAGUGCUGUGUAUUCUGCACGGAGAUGUCAACCUGAGGAAGUUUCACCACCAGAGCAGAAUGGGACACCCUAAUGUGCCACUCAUGUACACUUACGCCCGUUCCCACAAGGAUAAACACAAAUCCAGUCGACUGCAACCCUACACACCAAACGACAGCCUGAACAAUGCCUUAGGCUCUAUCAGAGUGCUUGGUUUGGAGCUGAUCGCUGACGAACUUAAGCCACAUCUGAACACAGUGCUAAUCAACAUAACGGAAAGAACGAAAGGCGCUGCUGAGCAGGUAGUGGUCAGUGGGAUCUUGCCAAUUCUGGCCCUGUCUCUGAGGAGCAGGGGGCCCCUUACUCUGCUGACCGCAAAACUGGUAGCUGAACUCGCCAAAGAAUCUGUGGUUCGUAAAGGUUUCAGUGACGCGGGUUUGGUUACGGCUUUGCUGUCUGUGCUGACCAGUCCAGACCAAGAACUGCUCCUUCACGCUGUAAGAGCCAUCUCACGCAUGUCCUAUGACAGCUCUAAGCUGCAGGAACUGUUACUACGUCGAGGUGCAGUGCCUCGUCUUGUUGCCAUCCUGCUCCGUUUCCCUGAGAAUGAGGCUCUGGAGGAAGAGUGCCUUCAGGCCCUCUGUAACCUCAGUGGCAUGGGAGUGGCAGAGGAGGCUGGCAUGGUCUGGGAGAGAGUUGCAUCUGUGAGGCCAGGAGAAUCGGUUUUUCACGGCGUUUCUCCUCACACCUGUGGUCUGGACUCCUCUGUGACUCUGGUGUGUGUGUCUCAAUGGGCGCCGGGUCAAUACGCGGUCAACAUCGAGGUUUUCCAGCGCUGCUCCUCCUCUUUCUGGAACCUUCACGGGAACAAACGGAACACUCGUUGGUUCCCGUUCUCCAGCUUGGGAAGCUGUUCACAUCUGUACAAGGUGAUCAAGUUCUCUACGAGGAAGGUUCCCCGAACUAAAAGUCUGAAGACUCGCGUGUUCCACACUUUCCUCUGACAUCUUAAAUACUAUAUAUUAUAAUCUGGUAUUAUAGUUAUAUAAAACUCUGAGGGGAUUAUAUAGCCUGUCUAAUUGCACCACCAAUUAUUGGUAGGCUACACACCAAAACAUCAGUGGAAUGUUUACACACCAUAAUGCCCACUGGACAUUUACGUUAUUUGUGUUUAGGACCCCCUCAAAAUUGAGAUGCUACAGCUCAAGGGGCUAUCCUUUCAAUACAAUUCUAAUGAAAUGCUACUAAAUGUCUCUUGUCUACUGACUAUUGACUAUUGUUAUCAUUUUGACUUCUAUUUUUUACUUUAGUUUAUUAGUUUAUUUGUCAGGGACUAUGCACAGUUCAGGCCCUGUACCAGAGUUAGCUAUACAGCUAAUUUACAUCUGUGGUCCCUGGGCAAGGGAGAUAAAAGGUUAAUAUAGAUAAUACAGACAAUACUAUCAAAACAGAUAGAAACUUAACAAACAUAUAAAAAGCAUUACAUCACGUAUAAACCAGUAUACAAAAUAUACAUUCCAUGUUAUAAAAAGUGACAACCCACUCAACGUAAAAUAAUAGUCAGUCACAGCUCAUUUUAGUGAUUCAGCUAUUAUGGGAUCCUAUGCCAUGCAGUACUGUUUGUUUUUUUGUGCAAUAGUUGAAUCAGGAAUAAGGAAAACGCUAUGAAUAAAAAGUAAUUAUGCAUCAGAACAUGAAAACCGUAAAAAAAAAAUUAUGUUCCAAUGAUGUCCUUGCUGUUGAUUUGUACAGAAGUGCUUGAAAUAAUUGUGAAUUUCUUUUCUAGGCAGCAAUAAUGAUCCAUGUUAUUUUCUACAGUGCAAGCGUUUCAUUUUUUUACUAUGGCUCACUCAAUUUUCUUGAUCUUUGACUCCCACUUUAAACAAUAAAUGCCUUGACUUUUAAAGCAUGUGUCUUUACAGCAGGCGAACAAGGUCAUUGUUGUCAGGGGUUAGUUUGUAAAUAAUGUGAGCACACAAAUAACUCAUUUGCUGAAUUUGUAAUAACUGACAUGUUUUUAUGCAAUAAAAUUGCUUGUUUUCUUAA
Perca fluviatilis (European perch) is the source of this 2298-nucleotide messenger RNA. RefSeq lists its product as uncharacterized. The record is from RefSeq and is a predicted model, not a curated record. Bases 333 to 1256 code for a protein of 307 amino acids. Gene Ontology annotation, molecular function: guanyl-nucleotide exchange factor activity; protein binding. Lineage: Eukaryota; Metazoa; Chordata; Actinopteri; Perciformes; Percidae. Gene Ontology annotation, cellular component: cytosol. The transcript is spliced from 5 exons. Gene Ontology annotation, biological process: positive regulation of GTPase activity.